UCUCUCUGAACAGAGCAGAGUGACUAAAUGAGUCACACGCAGCACAUCAACAUCAACAUCAACUCCCACAUCAAUAACAGUUGAAUCAAGAUGGCGGCCGAGGGCGAGUACGAGUCGAUCCUGUGCGUGAAGCCCGAAGUCAACGUCUACCGCAUCCCGCCGAGAGCCUCAAACCGGGCAUACAGGGCAGCUGACUGGAAGCUGGAUACUCCAGACUGGUCUGGUAGAAUGAGGGUCACAGCCAAGGGCCAAGUGGCAUUCAUCAAACUGGAGGACAAGAUCUCAGGGGAGCUGUUUGCCCAGGCACCAAUCAAGGAGUAUCCCGGUGCUGCGAUGGAAACGGUCAGCGACUCCAGCCGAUACUUUGUUCUGCGGAUACAGGACGAUAACGGUGAGGAUGGUCGCAGUGCUUUCAUAGGAGUUGGCUUCGGGGACCGAGGGGACGCUUUUGAUUUCAACGUGGCUUUGCAGGACCAUUUCAAAUGGGUGAAACAGGAGAAUGAAUUCAGUAAAAACGCCCAGCUCGGGGAUUCAGGACCAAAACUGGACUUGGGCUUUAAAGAGGGACAGACCAUCACACUCAACAUAGGGCAAGGUAAAAAGAGGGAUAAACCCCGCCCACAAGGUUCAGGAGGGUUUGGACUCCUCCCACCACCACCUGGAGGCAAGAUAGCCCCGCCUCCUUUGUCCGGCUCAUCCAAUCACAACAUAGUCCCCCAGACGGGAGACAUGGCAACAGGCUGCCUGCUGGAGCUGGACAGUAGUAACUCUAACACAGUGCUUCAGUCGAACCCUAGUUCAGAUCUUUGGGGAGACUUCUCCGCUCCUGCAAGCUCCGUUCUGCCACCAUCACCCCCGCAGAACGCUGGAAACUGGAUCCAGUUUUGAGCCGUCGGCCGUCACGUCGGUCGUGAUCUCCAUCUCACCUGCAUCCGUGUCUGUAGCUUCCUGUGCAUCACACUGAGAGUAACUCCCACACACUUGAUCCCAAAGCAAAGAACUCCACAGAGCUGUAGAAAACAACUCAUUAAGAAAGAAAGAGUUCUUUCCAAUAUUCUUAACAGGAAAUGAAGCAUUAAUCCGUUUUAAAGCCAUCACAUGAUAUAAGCCAUUUCCAAAAAAACAAACAAAUAUUUAAGGGCUAAUAUGUGACGUCCUGAGUAGCAGGUGUUCCUCUUCUAUGUGUCUGCAUCGCCUCCCCGGUAGAUGGCUCUCUGAGCAGAGCUUUAAUCUUUUGAUCUGGAAGGUUUUUUCUCACUGCGACGGCUCCCCCUGCAGGCGCUGCAGAGUGCUACACCUGGAGAGAAGGCCCCCAGUGCUUUCUGUAACCUGCUGUGAAUAAUGUGCAAAGAGCUGAAAAAGCUCAGCAUUAGCGAAGGCUACUUUAACUGUAAGACAGUUUCUUUAUUCGUCUAAAAUUGGUGCUUAUAUCUUAUUUUUGUGCGUCGGCAUUAUUAUUUCUAAUGAAAUUGAGGUUUCAUCAUUUGACCUGAAAUAAUUUUGAAAGAAUAAUUUAUUUAGAUAUAAAUCCUAAAGAAAGAACAGUUUGAGAUGCAUUACAUUUUUUUUUUUAACCUCAUUUACAAGAGUUUUAACUAUGAAAAGAAAGAUUUUUUAGACUGAACGGGGGAUUAAAUGACUCGUUCCCAUCGCCACACUGUGAAUUGCGGAGUAGUACGGCCUUGUCAUGUCUCAAAAAAUCUGUAUUUAAAACCACAACAACUACUGUAGGUCUAAAGCGUGGUUUCAUUACAUGAUGAUAAUGCAAGAUGCAACUUCAAAAUGUUCAGAUUAGCUUUGCUUUAUGGGAUAUGAAAAUUGAUUUCAAACGAAUGCAGAUGCAACCUUUCAUCAUGCCUUCUAUCGGGUAUUUAUCACCACAUGAACCAGGAAUUAUCCGUUGUACAGUAUUUUAGUGUGUUCAUAAAAUCACUGAGCUUACAUACAGUAGGUAAGAAAGUUUAUAGAUAUGUUCAGAUGGCGUGAAUUAACAUUCCUCUGCCGUAUUAAAUCUAUAAGUUUAUGUUUACAAUGUAAAAUCAUAUUUGUGCUCACUGGGUGGCUUAUUUUUGUUGUAACACUGAAAGCCAAAUCCAGACAUGUGUUCAUCAUUACUGUCAAUUAUUUACAUUUUACUGCAUAUUAUUUUUAAAGAAUGAAAUAAGCUAAGAAUGAAACAUAUUUUGCUGAAUUUAAACGAUGGAUUGGCGUCCAUCUGCUGGCAGUAAAUUAAAACUACUUAAAUACUUAAGAGGCCUUCUUCACCCCCAAUCAAUUUUUUCAAUUAAAGUGCCCAUUUUCUAAUAGAAUAUAAUAGAAUAAAUGAGGUAAAGCAGAGCAGGACGAGUCCUAUUUAGCCUUGAAGACCAUUUCUGAGAUCAUCAGAGAAAACAUGUAAUGUGAGGAUGGUUGGCAAGUAAAUAUCUGCUUCACUUUUUCCAUUAAAUAUCUAUGAAACUA
Sebastes umbrosus (honeycomb rockfish) is the source of this 2460-nucleotide messenger RNA. RefSeq names its product NECAP endocytosis associated 1 (gene necap1). Gene Ontology annotation, cellular component: membrane; clathrin vesicle coat. The transcript is spliced from 8 exons. Lineage: Eukaryota; Metazoa; Chordata; Actinopteri; Perciformes; Sebastidae. The coding region runs from base 91 to 888 and encodes 265 amino acids. The record is from RefSeq and is a predicted model, not a curated record. Gene Ontology annotation, biological process: endocytosis.